Messenger RNA from Naegleria lovaniensis, 2037 nucleotides. RefSeq lists its product as uncharacterized. Bases 1 to 2037 code for a protein of 678 amino acids. Lineage: Eukaryota; Heterolobosea; Eutetramitea; Acrasida; Naegleriidae. The transcript has a single exon. The record is from RefSeq and is a predicted model, not a curated record.
AUGACUUACCACAAGAUGAGGCUUAUCAAUCGAGAAUAUUCCAUUCGUAUGAAAAUCAACAUCUUGAAAACCACUCAUAUUGAUAUGUCCUCGACUCAUGAUAAGACUUCUUUCUUGUUUUAUUUGACUUUUAUGAGAGCUCAACGAUUGUAUGCAGAAGGCUUACUCGACAUGAAUCAUCCUUUCAUCUAUCAAGAUAGGAAAACAAUCUCUGAUUUAUUGAGUCAGCAACACCCUAAUGUGGCAUUACCACAAAUGUUUGACGAUCCUGUGAAACUGAACGAUGAUACGACGUCCAAUAGCAACACAAGUGAAGAAAUUGUUGAAGAACAGUUGAUUCCAUCUUGGGAUGCAUUAACAAACCAAGAGUCCCUUUCUGAUGAAUUCUUGAGCUCGACCAUUCAAAAGAUGGCUACUGAAACGAUCAACAAAUCUCUAGCUAAGACGAAGAAGGUAAAGAAAACACCCUUACGAGCGAAUUAUGAUGCAAGUGCUAAAACAAAUAAUGAAAAUUCAACCGAAACAGUGUAUAACUAUAUCAUACCUUUUGAAUUGUUUACAUUAUCCACUUUUCCGGAAGCCGAUCGAAAUAGAGCUUUGGGAUCGGACCAACUUAUUGAAUAUAUUGGAAAAAACACUUUAUUGGAAUCUUUAAGCUUAUGUCAGCUGAGAGACGAUCAAUUAUUGGUCGUUUUUUCAUGCUGUCCAAACCUCACCAAGAUGAGAGCCAUUGAUUGGGAUUCAUUUCACAUGGACCGAAUGCCUGCGUUAUCCAAGUUGGAGACCAUUGAGAUUUUCAAUUGUUAUUCGGACUCAUUCUUUGAGUCUCAUGAGUUUUUGGAUAACAUUAGAACAUCAAGUCCACUCACAAAUAUUAUCCUCUCUCUGUCGGACCUAUCUGAAACAGAUGCAUCUACAGUUUCAAUGUGGAGAGGUGCGUCUAUCUUUUAUGGGAAAAAGCAAAUUCAAACAAGAAGCAAUGAUUGCAAGAUCACUGUAAAUAUUAAUCAUAUUUCGGAUACAGACUACAUAUCUGACAUUAUUGAGGCGCUCACACAACUGGCCUAUUUCAAAAGAGAUGGUCUGUCCUUCCAUAGACUCGUACAACGUUUAUGUAGGGAAAAUAUCUUGUGUGUCAAACAAUUAAUGGACACUUUGUUUAGAGACUUUAUGAUUCCUUUGGAAUGCAUUGGUGGAAAACACAGACUCCCAGCAGCAUUGUUUGAGUAUGCUGUAUAUUUGGCUAAUACUUACCAAAAUGGAAGAUUUUUGAGUAGCCAAGCAGGAAUGGACGAAUUGAAAUCAGCUCUUGAAGCAGGACUUCAAAUUGGUUCGUGUUUGGAAGAAGUUCUCUUUCAGCUUACUCCUGCUUUAAUAGAACCCGCCUUAACAUACUUGAACACUAUUUAUUCACCAAAGAAAAUGGAAUGUCUUGUGAGAUGUUUAUUCCUUCACACUCUACACUUUAGAUCAGACCCUGAUUUCUUUGUACCAGUUCUAGCAUUUAUUGCACAUAACAAUAUUGACACAAGUUUGAUUUUCUCACCCAUUCGAUGCGCAUUGCCUCGUUAUGAAUCACAGAGAAUACGAUUUAUUACCAAUUCAGAGAUGAAAUAUAUUUCCAUUCCAAGUGCUGCCUUAGUUAUGCAAUCCUCAUUUCAAUGUGCAUCCUUGUAUUUGGACUUGAUUUCUCCUGAUCAAUUACUGUAUCAGAAUGAAUUAGGUGACACGUUUUUGCAUAUUCCUCUCGUUUUUGAGGAACAAUUGACAUUGGAAAUUGCCUUACAAAAACAACCCAAGCUGGCUCAUAUUUUAAAUAAUGAGUCACGUUCUGUGAUGCACAUUUUAGCAAGGAGUUACACCAACGCACCAAUUCUUUAUCGAUUAAUUACUCGCUAUCAUGCUGAUAUUUUUCACAAAGACAUGUAUGGCCAAACUCCAUUUGAUGACGACAAUGAAGUUGUUUUGGACAUGAGUAACAAUAAUGUGGUUCUUCUCACGAUCCGAGAUGCAAAAGGAUAUUUUGCUUUUAAAUAA